GCCGGGCCGCCCACUGAUCCCGCCUGCCCCGCCAGGAGCCCGCCGGCGGCAGGAUGCAGGCGCCGCCGCUGCUCUACGAGUUCUUCAGCGAGGAGAACGCGCCCAAGUGGCGGGGGCUGCUGGUGCCGGCCCUCAAAAAGGUUCAGGAGCAAGUCCAUCCUAAACUUUCCUCAGCUGAAGAUGCUUUACAAUAUGUUGAGGAGUUAAUUCUGCAGUUGUUGAAUAUGCUGUGCCAAGCCCAGCCGAGAAGCUUUCUGGAUGUAGAGGAUCGUGUUCAAAAAAGUUUUCCCCAUCCUAUUGAUAAGUGGGCAAUAGCUGAUGCCCAGUCUGCUAUUGAAAAGAGGAAACGAAGAAAUCCAUUAUCUCUCCCAGUAGAAAAAAUCCAUCCAUUGUUAAAAGAAGUUCUAGGUUACAAAAUUGACCACCAAGUAUCUGUUUACAUAGUAGCAGUAUUAGAAUACAUUUCUGCAGAUAUCUUAAAGCUGGUUGGGAAUUACGUACGAAAUAUAAGACAUUAUGAAAUUACAAAACAAGACAUUAAAGUGGCAAUGUGUGCUGAUAAGGUGUUGAUGGAUAUGUUCCAUCAAGAUGUAGAAGAUAUAAGUGCACUAACUUUAUCUGAUGAGGAACCCUCCACUUCAGGAGAACAAACCUAUUAUGAUCUAGUCAAGUCAUUUAUGGCAGAGGUUCGACAGUACAUAAGGGAACUAAAUCUCAUUAUAAAAGUUUUUAGAGAGCCUUUUGUCUCCAACUCCAAAUUGUUUUCAGCUCAUGAUGUGGAAAAUAUAUUUAGUCGUAUAUCAGAUAUUCAUGAACUUAGUGUGAAGCUACUGGGCCACAUUGAAGACACCGUAGAAAUGACAGAUGAAGGCAGCCCCCAUCCCUUAGUAGGCAGUUGUUUUGAAGACCUAGCAGAGGAACUGGCAUUUGAUCCGUAUGAAUCAUACGCUCAAGAUAUUUUGCGACCUGCUUUUCAUGAUCACUUUCUUAGUCAGUUAUCAAAGCCUGGAGCAGCAUUCUAUUUACAGUCAAUAGGAGAAGGUUUUAAAGAGGCUGUUCAAUAUGUUCUACCGAGGCUGCUUCUUGCUCCCGUUUAUCACUGUCUUCACUAUUUUGAACUUUUAAAGCAACUGGAAGAGAAGAGUGAGGAUGAAGAGGAUAAAGAAUGUUUAAAGCAAGCAAUAACAGCUCUGCUUAACCUUCAGAGUAGUAUGGAAAGGAUAUGCUCCAAAAGUCUUGCAAAGCGAAGACUUAGUGAAUCUGCAUGUCGGUUCUAUAGUCAGCAGAUGAAGGGGAAACAACUAGCAAUCAAGAAAAUGAAUGAGAUCCAGAAAAACAUUGAUGGUUGGGAGGGUAAGGACAUCGGACAGUGCUGCAAUGAGUUUAUAAUGGAAGGAACUCUCUCACGAGUAGGCGCAAAACAUGAGAGACACAUAUUCCUUUUUGAUGGACUAAUGAUUUGCUGUAAGUCGAAUCAUGGCCAGCCAAGACUUCCAGGUGCUAGCAAUGCAGAGUAUCGUCUGAAAGAAAAAAUUUUUAUGCGAAAGGUACAAAUCAAUGAUAAAGACGACACUAAUGAAUAUAAACAUGCUUUUGAAAUUAUUUUAAAAGAUGAGAACAGUGUUAUUUUUGCUGCUAAAUCAGCAGAAGAGAAAAACAACUGGAUGGCAGCAUUGAUAUCUUUACAGUACAGAAGCACCCUGGAAAGAAUGUUAGAUGUAACAAUGCUACAGGAAGAGAAGGAGGAGCAGAUGAGAUUUCCAAGUCCUGAGCUUUAUAGGUUUGCAGAACCAGAUUCUGAAGAGAAUAUUGUAUUUGAAGAAAACAUGCAGCCCAAAUCUGGAAUCCCUAUCCUCAAGGCAGGAACUGUUGUGAAACUCAUUGAGAGACUGACCUACCACAUGUAUGCAGACCCAAAUUUUGUUCGGACGUUUCUCACGACAUAUAGAUCCUUUUGCAAACCUCAAGAACUAUUGAGUCUUCUGAUAGAAAGGUUUGAAAUUCCAGAGCCUGAGCCAACAGAAGCUGAUCGUAUAGCUAUGGAGAAUGGAGAUCAGCCUCUUAGUGCAGAGUUGAAACGAUUUAGGAAAGAAUAUAUACAACCUGUACAGCUGCGAGUGUUAAAUGUAUGCCGACAUUGGGUAGAACACCACUUCUAUGACUUUGAGAGAGAUGUAGAUCUUUUACACCGAUUGGAAGAAUUCAUUGGGACAGUCAGAGGUAAAGCUAUGAAGAAAUGGGUUGAAUCAAUCACAAAGAUAAUCUUCCGGAAAAAGCAGGCCCAAGCCAUUGGGCCAAGCCACAAUAUUACUUUUGAAAGUUCACCUCCUGCAAUUGAGUGGCAUAUAAGCAAGCCAGGACAGCCAGAAACUUUCGACUUGCUCACUUUGCACCCAAUAGAAAUUGCCCGACAGCUCACUUUACUCGAGUCAGAUCUUUACAGAGCUGUGCAGCCAUCAGAACUAGUUGGAAGUGUAUGGACCAAGGAAGAUAAAGAAAUUAAUUCUCCCAACCUUCUCAAAAUGAUACGGCACACCACUAAUCUCACUUUAUGGUUUGAAAAAUGCAUCGUAGAAACAGAAAACCUAGAGGAAAGAGUAAAUGUAGUGAGUCGGAUAAUUGAGAUCCUGCAAGUUUUUCAGGAGCUAAAUAACUUCAAUGGUGUUCUUGAAGUUGUGAGUGCUAUGAACUCUUCACCUGUGUAUAGACUGGAUCACACAUUUGAGCAAAUUCCAAGUCGACAGAAAAAGAUUUUAGAAGAAGCUCAUGAAUUGAGUGAGGAUCACUAUAAGAAAUAUUUGGCAAAACUCAGGUCCAUUAAUCCUCCAUGUGUGCCUUUCUUUGGAAUUUAUUUGACUAACAUCUUGAAAACAGAAGAAGGCAACCCUGAAUUUCUAAAGCGACAUGGAAAAGAACUUAUAAACUUUAGCAAGAGAAGGAAAGUAGCUGAAAUAACAGGGGAGAUCCAGCAGUACCAAAAUCAGCCAUACUGCUUACGAAUAGAACCUGAUAUCCGAAGGUUUUUUGAAAAUUUGAAUCCAAUGGGAAAUAGCAUGGAGAAAGAAUUCACAGAUUAUCUGUUCAACAAGUCAUUAGAAAUAGAGCCGCGAAAUUCCAAGCCUCCACCAAGAUUUCCAAAAAAAUACAACUAUUCCCUCAAAUCUCCGGGUGUUCGUCCAUCAAACCCAAGGCCAGGUACCAUGAGACACCCUACACCGCUGCAACAGGAGCCAAGAAAAAUUAGUUACAGUCGCAUCCCUGAGAGUGAGUCAGAAAGUACAGCAUCUGCACCAAAUUCUCCACGAACGCCAUUGACACCACCCCCUGCCUCUGCUACUUCCAGUACUACAGAUGUCUGCAGCGUCUUUGAUUCAGAUCCUUCAAGUCCUUUUCAUUCAAGAUCUGCAUCUGUGUCGUCCAUAAGCUUUACCAAAAUCUCUGAUGAAACUUCUGGUCCUCCUCCUGUUCCUCCACGGAGACGACCAGAGUCUGCCCCAGCAGAAUCAUCACCAUCAAAGAUUACUUCUGCACAUCUGGACAGUCCACCAGCAAUUCCUCCUCGACAACCAACAUCAAAAGUCUAUUCACCAAGAUACUCCGUGCCAGAGCGGACCUCCAUAUCUGAUCCUCCUGAAAGCCCUCCUGUAUUACCACCACGAGAACCUGUGCGAACUCCUGAUGUUUUCUCUAGUUCACCACUACAUCUCCAGCCACCGCCCUUAGGUAGAAAAAGUGAACUUGGCAAUACCUUUUUUCCAAACAGUCCCUCUCCAUUUACUCCCCCACCCCCUCAGACACCUUCUCCACAUGUAGCACGGAGGCAUCUGCCAUCCCCUUCUUUGAUACCACAGGACGUGGACCUCCAUUCUGUUGAGGGGCCACCUGUCCCUCCACGACAAAGCACUUCUCAACAUAUCCCAAAGCUUCCUCCAAAAACUUACAAACGGGAGCACACCCAUCCAUCGAUGCACCGAGACGGACCACCCUUGCUGGAGAACGCCCACUCCUCCUGAAUUGUACCUUGUGCUGGGAGUUGCAUUUUCUUGGCACUACGUCUGUUGCUGGCAAUGGAUGCGCUGAACCUGCUAGCGCUAAGGAGUUUGGAUGAAUACUCCAUGCAUUAAAAACUAUGCUAGGUUGGGAAUGCAGUGUACAGAAACUGAAUUGCAGAAGCAGACGUGAUCAAUUGAUAAACUCACUGUUCCUAUUGUAGUGUGCAGGAUGCUGUUCUAAAGUAAUUGGACAACUGAUUGUACCAGAAAACUGACUCAAGGGACUUUUCUGGCCAAUAAGCGGAGACCGUGUUUUGUGUAAUGAUCUCUAAUGUCCAGUAUGGGAAUGGAAAAUAUAGUCUUGUAUCCAUCAGUUCUAUACAGUAACACAGUUAUUAGAAUGAAAACAUUAUGCACUUUUUUAAAAAUCUCAAACAGGGAACUUUAUAUCCUUCUUAAUUUCCUUUUCACUUUACUCCCUGCUUUAAAAUACUCUCCUAAAAUCAUGAAAAGGACUGUGAGGAAGAUCUGUGGUACCUAACCAUGUUAGAACUAAGGCAUAGCACUGUAUUGCGGUCCUGUUUACAAAUUGUUACAGUGAAUAGUGUGGGUACCUAGGCUUCACCAAAGAGGUACUUUAUUAUUAUUUUAUUAAAUAUUAUGGUGCCAGUUGAAAAAGAAAUUAUUGCCAGGAAGCAUAAUGGGUAAUUAUUGCUUUCUUUAAACGGAGCAGAUUAAAGUCUUAUGUCAUUAAAAUGACAGCAAAAUUUUAAAAAACAGCACUAUUGUCUGAAAUAUUCUGCUACGUUUAGAAGACUGUUAAUCUGUGCUAGGUUAUAUCACAUUCUUUUUAAGGUUUACCGAUAAUCCAUUUCAUGCCUUGUAACUAUUCUUCUUUAAUCAUGCCAUGAAAACAGUCAUUUGUGAAACGGAACACUUGCUGGCCAUCUUCCAUAGUUAUUGUCAUGUUUUACUAACCAUAGAUUAAUCAGCAUACGUAGAAUUGCCUUGCAUUUGCAUAAAUCAUGUGUAUAUAGUGAAUGUUGCAUAAAUAUGCUUGCAGAUUGUUUUUAAUUUAAUUGAAAUAAAGAUACACAUUUGUUUGGCUGA
Gopherus flavomarginatus (Mexican gopher tortoise) is the source of this 5102-nucleotide messenger RNA. RefSeq names its product SOS Ras/Rac guanine nucleotide exchange factor 1 (gene SOS1). Gene Ontology annotation, biological process: positive regulation of GTPase activity; Ras protein signal transduction. The transcript is spliced from 22 exons. Gene Ontology annotation, cellular component: plasma membrane. The record is from RefSeq and is a predicted model, not a curated record. The coding region runs from base 54 to 4013 and encodes 1319 amino acids. NCBI's taxonomy places the organism in Eukaryota, Metazoa, Chordata, Testudines, Testudinidae. Gene Ontology annotation, molecular function: guanyl-nucleotide exchange factor activity; protein heterodimerization activity.